This is a messenger RNA of Pyricularia pennisetigena, 1215 nucleotides long. RefSeq lists its product as uncharacterized. The transcript is spliced from 3 exons. The record is from RefSeq and is a predicted model, not a curated record. Lineage: Eukaryota; Fungi; Ascomycota; Sordariomycetes; Magnaporthales; Pyriculariaceae. Bases 1 to 1215 code for a protein of 404 amino acids.
AUGACGCGUACUCUGCCCUGGAAGCGCAACGCGUCUUCCGUCUCUGCACCGAAGUCUGCUGUCACACCUCCAUCCAGACAUCCGCCGGCCGUCGACCCACAUGUCAGCGGCAGCCCGAGGUCAGAUCCGCCAAGGCCCGUGACAGGAGAUGAGGAGGCGCAGCCUACGUAUCCGCCGUAUCGGGUUCCUUUAAUCAAAAAGCGCUCCCAAUCAUCGUCACCCCCGCCUGCUCCACCAGAAGAAAGCUUUAUGAUUAGUGGUCUCGACGGCGACGACAUAUGGCGCAUGGUGGAGGAUGAGUUGCUUUCUGUGGCAGGCACUUUCACUGCGCACCUUCACAAGGCCCAGUACAAAAAGCUCAAGCGUCUAGCAGAGUCUCAAAACGCCAAAACAAUCAGCGCAAUUUCAAGGCCAGUGGCGUGCGACACAACUGAUACAGUCAAACGACGCCAGAUCCGCGAAGAGCUCGAGAGACGUCAAGGUGAGGCCAUCAAGCGCUUGCGAGGUUCAAGCUCUGGUGAUGGAAACAGUGCCAAUGAAAGCGAUGACGAUGACGGACCAAGCCCUUGGGCCGGUACCGCCCUGCAGGGUCUCAUGGACAGCCCCCGAAAGAAGGCCCCUCGUUUGAUGAGUGACGUUUUCAAGAAGGCCGCUGCUGCCAAGUCUCCAAUGUUUCGAAACGCUCAGAAACCAAAAGCAAGCCAAUCAGGGAGCCUGUACCACAAUACGAAGCUGGGCUCUUUGGAACCCCACCGCACCCAGGGUUCCUCUCCAACGGUCCGACGAGGCGCAGUCAAUGAUAGCGACCAUACAACCCAGAGCGAGGAUGAUAGCGACGGUGAUUUGGAUGCAGCCCCUGCGUACCUGGGCCAUGAGCGCCAGCACGCACGCUCACCUGCAGAUGCACAAAGCCACCAGGGCCGGCGAUCCAACACAUCCCACACCACUUCUCCGGGAACUAGCGGCAGCGCGAACACUCGCCGGAGCGCAACUAUCAGGGAACCACUGUGCACACUUGCGUCUUCCACGCGGCGCCCGCGCGUAACGCAGGACGAUUCGGACUCGUCGGAUGGAAUUUUUGCACGAGCCAAGAAGAGAAGGGAGCGCCUUCGCGUGCAGCAACGGAGUGAACAAACACUAGGCAAUCCAUCGCAGGGUCGAGAAGCAGAGAAGAGCAAGGAUACGAAACUAGACAUUGUACCUUCUUUCAUCUGA